UUUAAUGUGAGCGGUGAAAAUCUUUCAAAUAUGGUCAAUUUAUGUAGUUUGCUGCUGAAAUACAACAACUUCAGCCAAGUAGAGGACGAUAUCUUUGUGUACAUCGAUCGAAUAUUGGAAAAUGCUUUUGAGAUUCACAAAAGACAAACAGAAGCAAAAAAGGAAUUAGCAUGUAUGGAGGAAGAAAUAGCACAAAAACAGAAACGUUUACCCACAUCCAAUGCGCUCGAUUUAAGAUCACCGAUAAAGAAACGCAAAGUACAUUCGCUGGAUUCAUCACUAUCGGCGUGUAAAGAGAAUGUUUCGAUGCUGGAAGAUUCGACCAUUUUUCCACACAAAUCAGAUUCUGACGUAUCGUCAAAGCUCGAGCAGAAUAUAUUAGAUUCGGAUGAGCCCUUCUUCGCCCUUACUCAAACGCCUCCUUCACCGGCCGUACCUCCAUUGAGAGAAAUUGUUUCUCCUCGAAAUGAAUCGUGUUCCAAAACUGCUAUACGUGCAGCAAAGCUUUUGUUUGCAGAGGAAAUUAAAUCUCCAAAGCAGAUCAUUCGCGAGAGCCGAUUUGGCAAGCAUUUCAAGGAUUUGAAAGUAUCUCCCGUUGCGACAGAGGACAAACCUGUCGCCCCUGCAACAACAAGCGUGACUCCUAAUGGUAAAUGGACGGGAAAGAAGUGUAAGGAGAAGAUGAAUUCACCCAACGCAGAAGUAACUCCGGUCGGACUUAAACGGUUCCAUUCCCUGGCGGACAGUAGCUCUCGUUUUCAUCAAGCCAAGCUUAAUUUUGUACGUCAACCCAAGCAUUCGCCAGGAAACUCGGAAUUGGAACAUGCGGGAGAUGAUACGCUGUUUAGUGAUUUUGUUAUACCAACACCACCGUCGGUAGCGAGUAAAUCGAAGUUUUUGAAAAGCUUACGAAUGAAAAAGCAAUCCCCGAUGCUUUUGAAAGGACAAAGCGAUACAGCGGGGACUAAAGAAAGGUGCUCUGGUGCGGCCGUAUCAUCGACGAAUGCUGGUGAACAAUCUGGCACCGUUCCUGCUUCUGUACUCCAGAAUGAUGAAGGCUUAGAUGACAUCAACCAAACGUAUUGUCCUGGAGUGGAAUCAAUCAAUCGAAUUACAACAGAUGUGUCAGUAAAGAUAAAGCAGGAACCCGCAUCACAGCGAGAAAAACGCCAACAGUUAAAUUUUCCCACGACCAAACAGUCGGAUUGUGUUACGAAUCUGCAGCAAAUAGAUAAUAGAGAUUCUGAAACGGAUGAAGUUAUACUGUUACCGUCUGCUUGUCUGCAGUCCGUUGUCAGUGUCGUUGAUUCACCAAACGACCAUGACAACUUUGUGUUCGAAUUGAACAACGAAAAAACUAAGCGCGAGUACGAUUUGGGGUGUUUAGCAAAUGACCAUGGAUGGAGCAACAACCUGCAACGAAAUCAUAGCGAGUUCGGAGGACCAUCCGGAGCAAUCAACCCGUUCAAUCGUAGCUUUGGUCAUCUGAGAGAAGGUUUGUGCAAUGAUUGUAUGAAACUAUAUAAAUUUCAUGCGGCGCGUGGUGUAUCGAACGACGCAGCACGUUCGAAAUUGCCACGUAAUUGUCGUACCUGCCGAUUGGCUCAACUUCACAGCACGCCACCCGGGUUUUGGGAUCCUGAUUUUCUGCCUACACCCGAGUAG
Molecule: messenger RNA, 1665 nt
Organism: Anopheles maculipalpis
Lineage: Eukaryota; Metazoa; Arthropoda; Insecta; Diptera; Culicidae
Exons: 3
Coding region: 31-1665 (544 amino acids)
Source: RefSeq, a predicted model, not a curated record